Messenger RNA from Nicrophorus vespilloides, 1619 nucleotides. RefSeq names its product kallikrein-14. Bases 184 to 1539 code for a protein of 451 amino acids. The transcript is spliced from 6 exons. Gene Ontology annotation, biological process: proteolysis. Gene Ontology annotation, molecular function: serine-type endopeptidase activity. The record is from RefSeq and is a predicted model, not a curated record. Lineage: Eukaryota; Metazoa; Arthropoda; Insecta; Coleoptera; Silphidae.
AACUUUGAACUUAGAAUGGCAGUGACGCCUCUGAUUGCGACUCGUAAACCCACGUCGCUAUCAGUUCGGUAACAACCUUAGUGGCAUUCGGACGGUGAAACAUACAGACUGAACCGCUCCGUAAUGAUCGUAAUAUAAAAAAAAAGAAUACAAGUUUCCGAUCGUAGCUGUAGUUUCAACAAAAUGAAUUUUAUCAUUUUAAUAAUGAUCGGCAUCGCAUAUAGCUUAAUUAAAACGGACGCAACAAAAAUAUCAACAUCAGCAACGUCGAUAAAGCUACCAGACACGAUGGAGUCACAGGGAAACGUGAGCUUGUAUUCAAAGUGGACCAAAUGGUCGAAAUGUGAUAACUGUUGGCAAAACAGAGUGAAAACGUGCAUCAGUCCGAAAUGCAGGGAAUCGCGAAUGACCGAAGAAAGGCCUUGCGACAGGAAACGUUGCCUGCGACAAAAGCACAUGAAAAAUGUACAAAAAAGACUGCAUAUCUUUAAGGAAAUCAAAAAGCCAAAAACGAAAACUACAGAACCAAGUAUUUGGAGCAAAUGGUCGAAUUGGAGUCCAUGCAAUGAACAGUGUUUAACAGAGAGGUACAAGAGUUGCAAAAAACCGGGCCGGUGCAAAAUGAAGCAGAAGACCGAAGUGGCGUAUUGCUAUUUGGAAAAUUCCAAUUGCAAAUUCUUCAUAAAUCAAUUGCUGUACGGGCUGAAUUACAACGGGCGAUACGAAGAAAUUAGUCCGCUUCGUACGACCACGGAAAAGCCGAGAAAGACAAGGAAGAGGAAGCCUUUGGUGAAGCGCUGCGGACGUGUGCAUAGAAAACAGAAUAUGCUGAAAAUAAUAGGAGGAAGAGAUGCAAUUAGAGAUAAGUGGCCGUGGCAUGUGGCAAUCUUUAAUAAAUUCGAUGAGAUGAUUUGUUCUGGAACAUUGGUAGCUCCACGUUGGGUUCUAACAGCAAAUCAUUGCUUGCGACCGAUACUGAUUGUUAAAAUCAAUGAGUAUGACUUGGAUAGACCCGAUUACGGAGAGAAGCAGUUUUACGUGGUGAAGAAAUUUCCACAUCCAAAAUAUGAUAAGCAGAAGGUGCACAAUGAUAUAGCUUUAUUAAAAUUACCAAAGGCAGUGAACCUGCCAGCAGCUUGCCUUCCGACAAGAGAACCUAUCUAUGAAGAGCAAUGUUCGAUAAUGGGCUGGGGAAAGCUGAAAGACACCGAUGAAAAUGGCUCGAAUAUUCUUCAGGAAGCUAAAAUACCUAUAGUGAAUUCCACGACGUGUACACGAGCGUACCAGCAUUUUAGUAUAACACCGAGAAUGCUAUGCGCUGGAUAUCCGCAUGGAAGAAUUGAUACGUGCGGUGGUGACAGUGGAAGUGGUCUAAUGUGUUCUUACAAAUAUCGCGGGUAUACGGUGCAGGGUAUAACUAGCUUUGGAGAAGGAUGUGGUCUACCAAACAAAUACGGUAUUUAUACAAAUGUGUACAAAUACGUCGACUGGAUUCAACAAACUAUUAAGUCUAACAGAAAAGCUAACAAAUUGGUGUGAAUAAUCGUAUUCAAAAAAACCACAAAUUAUAAUUUAUUAUCCUAUAUUUUACAUAGUUUAUUACCAAAUACAAUAAUUUA